This is a messenger RNA of Capsicum annuum, 2102 nucleotides long. RefSeq names its product bHLH transcription factor RHL1. The record is from RefSeq and is a predicted model, not a curated record. Bases 155 to 1342 code for a protein of 395 amino acids. The transcript has 8 exons. Lineage: Eukaryota; Viridiplantae; Streptophyta; Magnoliopsida; Solanales; Solanaceae. Gene Ontology annotation, cellular component: nucleus. Gene Ontology annotation, molecular function: protein dimerization activity; DNA-binding transcription factor activity, RNA polymerase II-specific; RNA polymerase II cis-regulatory region sequence-specific DNA binding. Gene Ontology annotation, biological process: regulation of transcription by RNA polymerase II.
CAACAUUCCAUUCAUUCCAAAACCAUAACUUCAUGAUUCAUUCAUAUUUCUUCUAUCUCUCUCUCUUGCUAUAAUUGAACCAAAACUUCCACACCCAACCUGCUAAAUAAAACAAAAUCAAAACAAAGCAAAAAUCUCAGUGAAAAACCAUAAAAUGCAAGCCAUGAAUUCACUUCUUAGUGAACAACACGACGAUUUUCUCGAACAAAUUCUCUCUUCUGUUCCUUCUAAUUCAUCUCCUUGGCCUGAAUUUUCCAAAUCUUCAUGGGACCCACACCACCACCACCUCUCAUCUCCGCCGCCGCCGCCGCCGCCUCAGCAGAACCCUAACUCCGUCGACGAGCAAUCACCGUUCAUUUACGACGAUCAAGCUUCUUCUCUCCUCGCUUCAAAGCUCCGUCAACACCAGAUCAACGGCGGCGGCGGAAGCGCGGCUGCAGCUGCCGCUGCAGCUGCUAAAGCACUUAUGCUACAGCAACAACAGCUUUUGCUUUCUCGAACACUCGCCGGAAAUGGCGAUAACGACGGCGGCGUUAAUGGCAGUUCUGUUCAAGCUCUUUUCAAUGGAUUCACUGGAUCUCUUGGUCAAACCUCCAAUCAAUCUCACCAUUUUCAUCUUCCUCAGGGAGGAACGAUGAAUUCGCAGAGUUUCGGAGCUCCGGUAGCUUCGCCGGCGAUGAACCAAACGCCGGCGGCAAGUGGUUCAGCUGGAACAACGCCAGCGCCGGCGCAGCCAAAGCAACAAAGAGUGAGAGCUCGUAGAGGACAAGCUACUGAUCCUCAUAGCAUUGCUGAAAGAUUACGUAGAGAGAGAAUUGCAGAGAGAAUGAAGGCUUUACAGGAGCUGGUACCCAAUGCCAAUAAGACAGACAAGGCUUCAAUGCUUGAUGAGAUCAUCGACUAUGUCAAAUUCCUCCAGCUCCAAGUCAAAGUUCUAAGUAUGAGUAGAUUAGGUGGUGCUGCAGCUGUUGCUCCCUUAGUUGCUGAUAUGUCCUCUGAGGGAGGAAGAGGUAACGGUAACGGUAACGUAACGGCGUCAUCAUCAAACAAUGACACAAUGACGGUAACAGAACACCAAGUAGCUAAAUUAAUGGAAGAAGAUAUGGGUUCUGCCAUGCAAUAUCUACAAGGAAAAGGGUUAUGCCUUAUGCCUAUAUCAUUAGCUACUGCUAUCUCAACUGCCACGUGUCACUCCAGGAACCCCCCAAUGAUCCCUAACGGCGUUAACAACACUAACGGUGGAGGAGGACCAACUUCUCCUAGCUUGUCUGCUUUGACUGUUCAGUCAGCCACGUUAGUAGGUAACGCCGUUAAAGAUUCUACUUCUGUUUCUGAAGCUUAGAACGUUUUUCUUUUAACGGCGUUACAUUGACAUGAACAAUCAGCCGUCAAAAGUCUUACUAAAAUAAGGGUCUUUUAUUUCCUCUUGAAAGAGUUAAUCGGCAAAAACUACACCUUAAAGUAUUUUCAUCUUUUGAAUUUUAUAUAUGAAUUAUCAGGUUUAUGUGUUUUCCUAAGUCGUUUGAAUUAUUCAAAAAUGUUGCUACAUCGUGUUUGAUUCUUUAAAAAUAUAAUAUUUUCGAAGAAUCUGACAAGCACCCGAUGACAUUUUUGAAGAGUUCGAGACAUAGGUGUUUUCUACCUGAGUUGUCAUCAAUUAUUUAUCACAAUACAUCUCAACUAUUAAUUGUUUUAGUUUCAUACCGGAACAUAACAAUUAUUAAGUGAGGUAUGUUUUGCUAAAUAAUUGAUGAUAUUUCAGGUUAUAAACUUACACACCUGAUAAUUCUGAUGUAAAACUCAAAAAAAUCGAGAUAUUUUAAGCGUGUUAUUUUGGUUCGCUCUUUUUGAAAGAAAGAAGGGAGAAGCAAGAAUGGAACGACGUCGUAUUUAGGUAGACUUGGCUUAACUUAAGCUAACACAACAGGAAAGCCAAAGGGAACUAAGGAACUCAUGUUUCUUCUUAAUGAUGAGAUGAUCUUUUUCUUUUAAUUGUUUUUUUCUGUUGUUAAUUAAGUAUUUUUACUUGGAAUGAUUAUAUAUAUAUAUGUAAUGAUGAAUUGUGAUGAUGUUGUUAUGAUAUUGUAGAUGAUUAUGAAUGA